AUGGCUCGCAACGUUGACCCAUACUUGACUGGACCGGAUUUGGUAGUCUCCAAAAAUCUCCUCCAGGAUCUUCAGGCAUUGGCAACUCCAGCAGGUCAGGAUCCUGCCGACGAUGAGAAGGACAUCAAGCAUCUGCUUGCGGUCAAUGAUCCGAAAAGCCCAGACUUCGUGCCGACCGUCUUCACAACAUGGGACGACAAAGAUCUUAAUCCUACUAUUAACAAAUAUCUCGUCAAGCCUUACACCAAGAUAGCCAUGGAAAUUGUGCGCCACCCGACUGAUGUUGUCUUCUUGACUCACAUCAUCCUCUACUUGACAGUCAAUUUGUCAAGUGCUGCCUAUCUUUAUUACGACUUUCACUGGUACCAUGGUGUGGUUCACACUGUCUAUACUGUCUGGUGUGCUGGUGCUUUUACUCUGCUCAUGCACAAUCAUAUUCACAACGGUGGUGUUCUCAAAAAGGAGUUUGCAUGGUUUGAUCUCAGCUUCCCUUAUGUUCUGGAGCCAUUGAUGGGCCACACGUGGGAUUCUUACUACUAUCAUCAUGUCAAGCAUCAUCAUGUUGAGGGUAACGGACCGGACGACCUUUCUUCAACCAUUCGCUACCAGCGUGAUUCACCAUUCGACUUUGCAUGCUACGUUGGACGCUUUCUUCUCUUCAUCUGGGCCGAGCUGCCUUUGUACUUCCUCCGCAAGGGCAAGUCGAGAUUGGCACUACAGUCUUGUGUAUCAGAGAUGGGCAACUACGCAUUCUUCUACUUCAUGGCUACCAAGGUUCAUUUCGGUGCCUCGAUGUUCGUCCUCCUGCUCCCUUUCGGUAUCAUGCGCUUGGGACUCAUGAUCGGAAACUGGGGACAGCACGCUCUUGUUGAUGAAGUCGAUCCCGACUCAGACUUCAGAAGCAGUAUCACACUUAUCGAUGUUCCCAGCAACCGCUUCUGCUUCAACGACGGCUACCACACUGCCCAUCAUCUCAACCCUCGUCGUCAUUGGAGGGAUGCGCCAGUACACUUCUUACAAAGCAAGGAAGCCUACAGUAAUGGACGAGCACUUGUCUUCCACAACAUCGACUACAUGAUGUUGACCAUCAGAGUACUCAAGAAGCAAUAUCUCUAUCUGGCAGAGAACUGCUUGAUUCCGAUUGGUGACCAGACAAAGAUGUCGAAGCAGGAACUUGCGGAUAUGCUACGGACAAAAACAAAGGCUUUUACCGAGGAAGACAUUCGACAAAAGUUUGGUAUUAAGGCCAGAUCGGGCAAGAAAAGUGGUUUGGCUAGCUGGACGGAGAAGAUCUUUGGUGGCAUUUCUGGUACACACUCCGCACCUAUGGUCAAGCAAGCAACAGAGUAG
This is a messenger RNA of Aureobasidium subglaciale EXF-2481, 1350 nucleotides long. RefSeq lists its product as uncharacterized. Gene Ontology annotation, biological process: lipid metabolic process. NCBI's taxonomy places the organism in Eukaryota, Fungi, Ascomycota, Dothideomycetes, Dothideales, Saccotheciaceae. The transcript has a single exon. Bases 1 to 1350 code for a protein of 449 amino acids. The record is from RefSeq and is a predicted model, not a curated record.